UUAAAAUGAGGGCGGCCUCGGGGGGUGAGUUUAGCCUCGCCGCCGCCGCCACGUCCAGCUGUUUGUGUUGUCUUCCUCCAAGCCUUGAAGUGCUCGCCUAUUUUCACCUCCCCUGGGCGCCACACAGCCUCCACGAUGGUGUCGGUGAUCAGUAACGUGGAGACGGGCCACGACGACAUGAUCCACGAUGCACAGAUGGACUACUUCGGCACACGGCUCGCCACCUGCUCCUCCGACCGCUCCGUCAAGAUCUUCGAGGUCAAGGGGUCGACGCACACGCUGGUCGCCAACCUUAGGGAGCACGAGGGACCGGUGUGGCAGGUGGCUUGGGCUCACCCUAUGUACGGGAACAUCCUCGCGUCCUGCAGCUACGACCGCAAGGUGAUCAUUUGGCAGGAGGACGGACACAAGUGGAAGAAGAUACACGAACACGCACAGCACGACUCCUCCGUGAACAGUGUGUGCUGGGCGCCGCAUGAACACGGGCUGGUGCUGGCCUGCGCCUCGGCCGACGGAUCUGUGUCCAUCCUCACCUCCACGGCGCACACCUGGGAGUUCAAGAAGAUCACCAACGCCCACUCGAUCGGGUGUAACGCUGUCAGCUGGGCGCCUGCCGUUGCCUCGGGGUCAGCGGAUGGCAGCGGGCGGGCGGGUGCAGCUCCGGUCCAGCGCAUCGUGACCGGCGGCUGCGACACCUACGUCAAGAUCUGGCGGCUGGACGGAACGAGCGGAGAGUGGGUGGAGGAGAGCAAGAUGGAGGGGCAUUCCGACUGGGUGCGGGACGUGGCCUGGGCGCCCUCCAUUGGCCUGCCUCGCUCCAUCAUUGCCUCGUGUUCGCAGGACCGGCGGGUGAUCAUCUGGGUGAACGACGGGGUGACGGGUGUGUGGCAGCCGCGGGAGCUCAACACAUUCGAUGACGUCAUUUGGCACGUGAGCUGGUCCGUCACUGGCAACAUCCUGGCCGUGUCUGGCGGGGACAACAAGGUGAGUCUGUGGAAGGAGAGUCUGGAGGGCCAAUGGGUGUGUCUCAGCGACUCCGCCAAGGGCCAGGCAGCGACGGCAGAGCAGCGGACGCUAUAGACGAAACAAACUCACCGAGGCAUCGUACAUGUAGUUGCCUGCUUGGACGAUGUGUUUAUGAAUGUCAAGUUAAGGAAGAUCUAUAUAAUGAUGAAAUGCUUUUAUUUAUAGUUGAAGGGCAGAGAACCUUGAUCCUGUCCCACUUUCUAUGUAUGAAUAAAUAAGUAAAGUGUUAUAUCAGAAUUUGUACGGUUACUUUUGGGAAUUAGAUGUUGUUUGGUAUGAUGUGUUUACGUGUCAAGUUAGCGAAGGAAGUUAAGGAAGAUUUAUAGUUUAAGGGCAGAGAAUCUUGAUCUUGUCCCACUUUCUUUGUAUGACUAAACAAGUAAUGUAUUGUAUCAGAAUUUGUACGGUUACUUUUGGGAACUAGAUGUUGUUUAUGACUUUUAAAGCAUGAUGUUAAUUUUGGUUUAUUAAGAGGCCAAAAAAGUUUAUGACUGAAUUACAUGAAAUUACUUUUGGUUCAGAGAGGGACAAAGAACCUUCAUCCUGUAUUGUUUUUCUAUAAAUAAAUAACAAGUUUAUAAAUAGAUAAAAUAAGUAAAAUGUUAUAUCAAAAUUUGUAUUAUCAGUCAUCGAAACCAUAUUUUGUUCAUGAUUGAGUAGUGUGUUAUUAUUUUUGGUUUAGUGAGCGACAAAAAGCAUUUAUCCAAUACCUUUUCUGUUGAGUUAGAAAUUUAAAUAUUACAUCAAAAUUCUCACUUUGGGAAGCUAGAUUUUCUUCACAAUUCAAUAACACUACAUUAUUUUUGGUUCAGGGAGGAAGAGAGGAGCUUCAAUCUGUGUUUUCUUCUAUGUAUAAGUUAAAUAUCAUGUUAAAAUUUGUAUAGUCACUUAUUGAAGCCAGAUUUCCCUUACAAUUCAAUAACACAACAUUAUUUUUGGUUCAGGGAGGAAGAGAGGAGCUUCAGUCUGUGUUCUCUUCUUUGUAUAAGUUAAAUAUCAUGUUAAAAUUUGUAUAGUCACUUAUUGAAGCCAGAUUUCCCUUACGAUUCAAUAACACGACAUUACUUUGGGUUCAAGGAGAGACAGACCCUUUAUUCUGUUCCGUAUGCUAUAAAAAUUAGUUAAAUGUAGCUUGAAAAAAAAUUGCGUCACUUAUGGAAGCUAGAUUUUCUUUAUAAUCGAACAACAUGACAUUAUUUUUGGUUCAAGGAGAGACAGACCCUUUAUUCUGUACCGUAUGCUAUAAAAAUUAGUUAAAAGUUGCAUGAAAAAAAAUUGCGUCACUUAUGGAAGCUAGAUUUUCUUUAUAAUCGAACAACAUGACAUAAUUUUGGUUCAAGGAGGGACACAGAGCCUUCAUCCUGUACAAUUUUCUAUGUAUAAGUUGAAUACUGUAAUUUCUGUCACUUUGGGAAGGUAGGUUUUCUUUGCAAGGAGUUAAAAUUACUCAUAAAUUUGUACCUUCCUGAGUUGUGUUCACGCUGAGACUGGGACAUUAUUUAACUACACCGUAUUUUUUGGUAAUAAACCCUAGAAUCAGU
Eriocheir sinensis (Chinese mitten crab) is the source of this 2567-nucleotide messenger RNA. RefSeq names its product protein SEC13 homolog (gene Sec13). The coding region runs from base 136 to 1080 and encodes 314 amino acids. Lineage: Eukaryota; Metazoa; Arthropoda; Malacostraca; Decapoda; Varunidae. The record is from RefSeq and is a predicted model, not a curated record. Gene Ontology annotation, cellular component: nuclear pore outer ring; COPII vesicle coat. Gene Ontology annotation, molecular function: protein binding; structural molecule activity. The transcript has 7 exons. Gene Ontology annotation, biological process: protein import into nucleus; COPII-coated vesicle budding; positive regulation of TOR signaling.